Messenger RNA from Leucoraja erinaceus (little skate), 3603 nucleotides. RefSeq names its product calicin-like. NCBI's taxonomy places the organism in Eukaryota, Metazoa, Chordata, Chondrichthyes, Rajiformes, Rajidae. Gene Ontology annotation, molecular function: protein binding. The record is from RefSeq and is a predicted model, not a curated record.
AAACAGACCCGUACAGAUCCACUAAGUCCGCGCUGACCAUUGAUCACCCGUUCACAUGUUAUCACAUCUUCGCAUCCACUCCUUACACAUUUGGGGCAAUCUGCAGAGUCAAUUAACCCACAACCCCGCCCACGUCUUUGGGAUUUGGGAGGCAAAUGGGGCACCCGGAGGAAACCCAUGCAGUCUUGGGAAGAACGUGCAAACUCAGCACAGACAACAGCCGCGAUCAGGGUCGAUCUCGGGUCUCUGGCGCUGAGGUAGUGGCUUGACCAGCUGCUCCAUUGUGCUGAACACUGGCCUGAAGAAUUAUCACAAAGAUUCUACUGAUGGAUUAUAAGGAACACACACAAGUAUUGUGAGAUCAAGAUCUUCCUUGUUGAGUCACUUCCUGGUUACAAGAGGUUCUUUUCUUAAGAGGCUCUGCAGCAAAGCCUCAGAACCACCUUGCUUAUUGGAGGAUGAAGCUGGAGUUUGAUGACCAUAAGCACAGUGCCUUCAUCUUGCAAGCUCUCAAUGCCCAAAGACAGAAGAAAGAGUGUUGCGAUGUUGUCAUCAACGUGGGUUCCCAUUCAUUUUCGGCCCACCAGAACAUUCUCACCGCCGUCAGUCCCUACGUCAAGGACUUAAUCCACAGUUGCAAUAUCCAGCCAUCAGACGAGUUGUCCGUCACCAUUGACAUUGACUACAUGAGCCCGGUAUCGGUAGAACAGCUGUUGGAAUACUUCUACACGGGUAAGAUCAUCAUAGCGGACAAGAAUGUGGAGGAUCUGCUCAAGGGCGCAAAGUACUUCAUGAUAAAACGUCUCAAGUCCCAUUGCGUGGAGUAUUUAGAGGUUGUACUCGACAAACAAAAUUACAUGUACACUCUCAUGUUGGCCGAGACCUACGACUUACCUGAUUUGGCGGCCACUGUGUACAGCUACCUGAAAGAGCAAUUCUUCGAUUUGAGUGAGACGAAGGAAUUUGUGGAGUGCCCCUACCACGUCUUGCUCAGGCUGGUCAAGGAUGAGGACCUCCACGCUGCCAACGAGGACCAGGUGCUGCUGACCACAGUAAGGUGGACCAACCACGACUUAGAGCGCAGGAGGAGCAAUUUCCAGAAGCUGUUCACCAACAUCUACCUGAACGGCGUCACCGACGAGCUGCUCGCCGAGGUCAGCAGCGAAGAGCUGUUGGUCAAGAACAACACCACCUGCAUGUUGGCCAUAGUGGACGUGCUCAGCCACCGCAAACAGGAGCACAUCAACAGCCUCUUGCAGUACCAGAGGAAAGGCGCCCUGAUGGAUGUUGUGCUAGUCGUGGGCGGCCAAAGCAGUGACGGCGGUUUCCGCAACGCAGUGUACGCCUACGUCAUUGAUGAGAACAAGUGGCUCAAGGUCACCCCCAUGCCUUAUCGAGCCGCUGCCUUGGGGGCAGUCUGCAACAGGAAGUACCUGUACGUGACGGGAGGCACGAAUGAGCAAAACGCCAGUCUGAAGUCGGCGUGGAGGUAUGACCUGGACAAAAGCGCCUGGUGCAAGCUGCCUGACCUUCCACUCGGACUGGUCUUCCAUUCCAUGAUAUCGUGCAAUGGGAUAGUGUACACGGUCGGGGGCAGUGUGGCCCCCAGGAAGUACAUCUCCACCAUCUAUCGCUACGAUGAGAAAAAGGAGAAGUGGACAACCGUCGGAAGGAUGAGUGUCCCCAUGGACUGCGCUGAGGUUGUGACUAAAGGGGAUAGAUACAUCUACAUCGCAACGGGCAGGUGCAUGAUCAACGACAGGAUCACCAGGGUUGGGAUUGUGGACUGUUUUGACACUAUAACGGGCGAGGUGAAGCAGAGCUUGACUUUCCCCAUAGAGUUCAAACACAGGCCCGUGGUCUCCUUCCAAGGGGACUCCACGCUCUACGUGCAGAGCCACAAGCACACCAUCGAGGUGAACUUGCAGAAUUUCAAGGCCACCAAGCUGACCAAGCGCAUCCCCUUGCUCCCGAACGCCACCAAGCUGGAGGUGUGCAACGCCAUGACCACGAUCCGCAACAUAGUCUUCGUCUGUGGCGGGACCUCCGUGGCCGAAGACGGCAACGUGAAGGAAUACGCCGUGAACAAAAACGCCUUCCUGUUGGACACCAAACUGGGAGUGUGGGACGAGGUGGCAAAGCCUUCGGAAGCGUUGGAAAGCUCCGCCUGCUGCAAGGCCAAACUGCAAUGCAAGUUUAUCCAAAAGCCGGAGAAAAUCCUCUUCAAAACAAACUAGGACAGUAAAAAAAAAAAAAUAAAUAAAUAUAAUAUUUAAAUUUAAUAUUUUCCCUCCUAUCAUAAAAAUAAAAGUUUCUAAAUCAAGCCUGUGGUUGGACAAUGAAUUAUAUAUAAGAAUGCAUGGUAUGAAGCAGUGGUAGGCCUCAAGCCUAUUCUGUUAUCAAGAUCAUGGCUAAUCUUCUACGUCGGUCGAACUGGGGGUGGGUAUUAGCAAUAUUCUAUAUAAUUGGGUAGCAGGGUGGUGCAGCAGUAGAGUUACUGCCUUCCAGUGCUUGUAGUGCCAGAGACCUGGGAAAUCUGUACGUCUUUGGAGUGUGGGAGAAAACCGAACACCUCUGAGAAAACCAACGCAGGUCACGGGGAGAAUAUACAAACUCCAUACAGACAGCACCUGUAGUCAGGAUCGAACCAGGUCUCCGGCGCUGCAUUCGCUGUAAGGCAACAACUCUACCGCUGCGCCACCGUGCCGCCCCAAUAGUGUUAGAGUUACAGAGAAAAAGAGCAAGGUUUACAAUGAGGUAGGGUGGAAGAUCUGCAUUACACUCUAGUUUACAAUUUAGGUUGAUUAUUGUCACAUGCACCAAGGUACAGCAAUGAAGCUUUGUUUUGCAUGCUAUCCAAACACAUCAGAUAUACUGUACAAUAGACAAUAGACAAUAGGUGCAUGAGUGGGCCAUUCGGCCAAACUGCUGUUUUAAACUGAAGAUGGGCACAAAACGUGGAGUAAAUCGGCCGGACAGGCAGCAUCUCGGAAGAAACGGAAUGGGUGACGUUUUGGGUCGAGACACUUCUUCAGACUGUCUGACGAAGGGUCUUGACCCGAAAUGUCACCCAUUCCUUCUUUCCAGAGAUGCUGCCUGUCCGGCUGAGUUACUCCAGCUUUUUGUGUCAACCGAAAGUUACAGGCAGGAAGGAAUAUGGGUGGCAUCUCACAAAACUACCCACUCAGCCCCUCAGGAGUUCACAGCCUGUGUCUGCAGAUCCCACAGUGUUCCACUUCUCCAUCUCAGGACCAUAUAUUUCAUUCCUUUGUUCUAUAUCUCUCUAUAUCACCAUCUAUAUCUCUUGCUUCCCUUUUCCCUGACUCUCAGUCUGAAGAAGGGGCUUGACCCAAAACGUCACCUAUUCCUUUUCUCCAAAGAUGCUGCCUGACCCACUGAGUUACUCCAGCAUUUUGGUUCCAUCAGAAUCCAUAGAUUUCCAAGCCAUCUGUGCUUGAAUUGCCUCAUAUUGUGUUUUGAAUUGAAUUCUGUCUUUAAUUUGUGUACUAGCCAUGUCUCUACUAUUUAUUUCAUUCCGCUUACAUGUUUUUCCUCUACUUGCUAAAUUUUUGUAAGGUGUCCUUGAGACUCUUGAACGGCGCC